Messenger RNA from Penicillium canariense, 2589 nucleotides. Its product is annotated as beta-glucosidase. The record is from RefSeq and is a predicted model, not a curated record. Gene Ontology annotation, biological process: glucan catabolic process. NCBI's taxonomy places the organism in Eukaryota, Fungi, Ascomycota, Eurotiomycetes, Eurotiales, Aspergillaceae. Gene Ontology annotation, molecular function: beta-glucosidase activity. The coding region runs from base 1 to 2589 and encodes 862 amino acids. The transcript has 6 exons.
AUGAAGCUCGGGUGGCUGGAAGCCGCCGUCCUCACGGCGGCCUCAGUCGCGAGUGCCAAGGAGCUCGCAUAUUCUCCUCCCUACUACCCGUCCCCAUGGGCGACCGGUGAAGGCGAGUGGGCUGAAGCCUACAAGCGGGCCGUGGAUUUUGUCUCCGAACUGACUCUGGCUGAGAAGGUGAAUUUGACUACUGGUGCUGGAUGGGAGCAAGAGCGUUGUGUUGGCGAGACUGGUGGUAUUCCCAGGCUCGGAAUGUGGGGCAUGUGCAUGCAGGACUCGCCUCUGGGUGUUCGUAGUGCCGACUAUAACUCCGGGUUCCCUGCUGGUGUCAACGUGGCCGCUACCUGGGACCGGAGACUCGCGUACCAGCGCGGUGUUGCUAUGGGUGAGGAGCAUCGUGACAAGGGUGUUGAUGUCCAGCUUGGACCUGUUGCAGGCCCGCUGGGCAAGUACCCCGAUAGCGGUCGUGUGUGGGAAGGGUUCGCUCCCGACCCUGUCCUGACUGGCGUGAUGAUGGCCGAAACCAUCAAGGGUAUCCAAGAUGCUGGUGUCAUUGCUUGCGCUAAGCACUUCAUCGGUAACGAGCAGGAGCACUUCCGCCAGGCCGGCGAGGCCCAGGGCUACGGGUACAACAUCACCGAAAGUAUCAGCGCGAACAUUGAUGACAAGACCAUGCACGAGCUGUACCUGUGGCCCUUUGUGGACUCGGUCCGUGCCGGUGUCGGUUCCGUGAUGUGCUCGUACAAUCAGAUCAACAACAGCUACGGUUGCUCCAACAGCUAUACCCUGAAUAAGCUGCUGAAGGGGGAGCUCGGCUUCCAGGGCUUCGUGAUGAGCGAUUGGGGCGCACACCACAGCGGUGUCGGUGAUGCACUGGCUGGUUUGGAUAUGUCGAUGCCCGGGGACGUUAUUCUGGGUAGUCCCUACUCGUUCUGGGGUACCAACUUGACUGUCUCGGUGCUGAACAGUACUAUCCCCGAGUGGCGCUUAGAUGAUAUGGCGGUUCGUAUCAUGGCGGCCUAUUACAAGGUUGGCCGUGACCGUGUCCGCACUCCGCCGAACUUCAGCUCCUGGACUCGGGAUGAGUAUGGUUAUGAGCACUUUAUGGUCAGCGAGAACUACGUCAAGCUGAAUGAGCGGGUCAACGUCCAGCGCGACCAUGCGAAUCUUAUCCGAAAGAUUGGCUCCGAUAGCACUGUGCUGCUGAAAAACAAGGGUGGCCUGCCCCUGACUCACCAAGAGCGUUUUAUUGGUGUUCUGGGCGAAGAUGCUGGUUCUAACGCCUACGGUGCCAAUGGCUGCAGUGAUCGCGGCUGCGAUAACGGUACCCUGGCCAUGGGUUGGGGUAGUGGCACAGCCAACUUCCCGUACCUGAUUACCCCCGAGCAGGCCAUUCAGAAUGAGGUCCUGAACUACGGCAAUGGCCAGACUAACGUUUUUGCUGUCACUGACAACGGAGCCCUCGACGCGAUGGCUGCUGUUGCUUCUAGUGCCAGUGUUGUCUUGGUAUUCGUCAACGCUGACUCUGGCGAGGGCUACAUCAACGUUGACGGGAACGAGGGCGACCGUAAGAACAUGACCCUCUGGAAGAACGGCGAGGAGGUUAUUAAGACCGCCACUGCCAACUGCAACAACACCAUCGUUAUUAUGCACACUCCUAGCUCUGUCUUGGUGGGUGAUUGGUACGACAACGAAAACAUUACUGCCAUCGUUUGGGCAGGUUUGCCCGGCCAGGAGAGUGGUCGCAGCUUGGUUGACGUCCUGUACGGCCGCAUCAACCCUGGUGGCAAGACUCCUUUCACCUGGGGCAAGGCCCGCAAGGACUACGGUGCUGCUAUCCUAACCGAGCCCAACAACGGCGAGGGUGCUCCCCAGGAUGACUUUGAUGAGGGUGUUCUCAUCGACUACCGUCGCUUCGACAAGGAUGGCGUGGAGCCGAUCUUCGAGUUCGGCUUCGGUCUGAGCUAUACCAAAUUCGAGUUCUCUGACCUUGAGGUCACUGCCCUGAAAGCCGGCAACUACAGCGAGACCACUGGUCAGACCAAGGAUGCCCCCGUUCUUGGCAAGGCUGGCAAGGCCUCGGACUAUGUGUUCCCGAGCGGCAUCAACCGCGUGCGCCAGUACCUCUAUCCAUGGUUGAACUCGACCAACCUCAAGAAGUCGGCCGCCGACCCUGACUAUGGCAUGGAAGCGAAAGACUAUAUUCCCGCUGGCGCCACCAACGGCUCCGCGCAGACUCUUCUGCCGGCUAGUGGCCCAUCGGGCGGCAAUGCGGGCCUGUUUGAGGAUCUGAUUCAGGUCACUGCCUCUAUCACCAACAUUGGCUCUGUUAUUGGUGACGAGGUGCCUCAGCUUUACGUCUCUCUUGGUGGCGACGACAACCCGGUCAAGGUCCUUCGUGCCUUCGAUCGCGUCACCAUCGCCCCAGGCCAGAAGCUCCAGUGGACCACCACCCUGACCCGCCGCGACUUGUCCAACUGGGACGUGGCCACGCAGAACUGGGCAAUCACCAGCGCCCCGAAGAAGGUAUACGUCGGUAACUCGUCACGCAAGCUGCCUCUCUCGGCCGAGCUGCCUUCCGUCCAAUAA